CAUAAGAUCACUCACAAGCUGUCAAGCUACAGACAUGAAGCGAAUGCUUUGGCUGCCUUUUCUGCUUGUGCCCCUCUCCCGGACAGGACACACACAAAAAUCAGAGGGAUGCUUAUUUCAGAAGCAACAGUUGAUGUGGAAAAAUAUAGGUGAAAAAGCUGUUCUAAAUUGCAGCAUUUAUUCACACUGUUCAGCUGGAGAACUGGAGUUCGAAUGGUUUCUUGUUAAAAAGGAUUCCUAUAAGCGUCUUAUGCAGACCCAAAGGUACAACAUACAAAAAAAUAUUUUAAACAUCGAUUCUGUUAAUGGCAACGACACUGGGCUUUACCUCUGUGCUGCAAAAGAGACAGAAUGCUGCCAACCGUUUGUAGCAAAUGGGACACUUCUUGUAGUGGGAGGAAAACCUAAGGUAAUGCUGUGGACGAUUCUUGUGUGGGUGUUAUUUACCCUCUUAGCCAUCUACAGCUUGGCUUUGGUUACCCUCAUCAUAGUAAGGAAGCGGGACUGUAACUUGACCUCCAGCGACAAGAGCCCUAAAACUGAAACGCAGAAUAGCGUAAGGAAGAAAACACAGUUCAGAGACGUACUGCAAGAACUCCACAGCAGGUCGAUGGUGAACAAAAGGAAACAAAGCACAAGAGGAAACGGCUCCCAAGUUGGGGCAGUAAGUGGGCACGGCAACAUYUCUAYCGACGACAUCUACCAAAAUGUCUAAUGGUCAUCUCACCCUGUUAAAUAACAGGAGGAUGUUACAAAGCUACGAAACAUGUGUCUGAGGUGACUGUUCUGUUGCAAAUGUUAGGACAAAUGAGUCAGAGGACUGGUUGGAUCUUUGCUCAAGUUUAUCAAUGAAAUGAGACAUUUACUGCACAGUAAUGAUGCUGACUCAGGGUUUUCAGCAGCGUCACAUUGACUGUCUCUUUCCAUAGUUCUGUUCAAACUUUUUUGCUCAGUUGAACUAGUCCAUGCAAGUUUAUUCUUGAGCUGUAAUUGGAGGCAUUUAUGCAGCGCAGAACAGAGGAUUAAAUGAGAAAUAGUUGUUUUAAGCUGUCAACAUAGAUCCAAAAGUUGAACAUGGCAUGCAUGCUUAUGUAAUAGGUGGUUUUAGACAGCAACAUUAGUAAAAUAAUACCGUUUAGCAGUGCUGUGUAAAGAUCCUAUUUAAGAUUUUGUUGUAAGGUUAAUGUUUUCUUUCUUUUCUUUUUAUUUUUAAUUCAGUUUGUGAAUCUUAAAAGUCCUGUCACGCUCUGUAAAUGAUUGACACUGUAUUGCCAGAAGUUUUGGUCACUUGCUUUUAAUAUGAACUUUGAUGACGUCCCGUUUUAAUUGCAGAUUUAGGAGUUUGUUCAUGAGAAUUUUUGAACCAUUAUUCCAGAAGUGCAUUAAUGAGGUCAGACACUGAUGUUGGACGACUUUGGUCACAGUCUCAUUYAUCCUAAAGAUGUUCUGUCGGGCUGAAAUCGGUAAUUUGUGCAGGGCAGCCAAGUUCUUUCACACCAGACAAGAUUAUCCAUCACUUUAUGGGUUUUGGUUUAUGGUUUGGUGCCCAGUCACAGAAGUGAACAUCCCAAAAUUGUUCCUACACAGGCAAACAUUGUUUUAGUAUGUAAAGCUUCUUUCAGUUGAACUAAUAUUCCUUCUUUACCAAACUUUUAUAUUGACACAAAGUAGUCAUGGAAACCCAGACUUUGGUGGGUUUUCAUACAGAGAGCCACGAUUCAUCACUGCAAAGAAGAUGGUCAUAAUGUCUUAUAUAUAUUUUUAGAAACUGGUUGAUUUUUUUUUCUAUUUGAAAGAAAAAACUGCAUUUUUGAACCAAUAAAAUACUUUUAUAAUUAAUGUGUGAAAGAAAUCUUGUAUUAAAGAGUUUGUUCUGUUAGUUUUAUUCUGCUACAUUUAAAUUUCUAACAGAUCAAUAAGGCUUGGGAUGUAGCAUAGAAAAUUGUUGUUGUGAUAUUCCUACAAAGCCUUGAGAAUAAAAUGAAAAUAUUGCAAAUGUCUCUAAAAACAGUAGAAAUCGUUAAAUCUUUUGAACAUGAAUGUUAUUGCACAUUGCACUGCACAAUCCAGUUUUAUCAUAAACCUGGUUAUGGCAAAGUUUUUAUAUGCCUUCUUCCUUUCAUAGUCUUUGGUGCUGCUGCAAUGCAAAGAUAUCAUGCUGUUCUUUAAAAUGCUUUCUGUUGUGCAUUUGUGAUAACUGAUCAGCAGUUUCAGUAGAAGGUUUGGUUUCUUUAACUUCCUCUUUGAGAACUUAAAACUGCUCACACUCCAUGUUCCCUCUGUGUUACAUAGUACUGGACUGUGACAAUAAUUUGUCUAUUCUGGUGUUCAAAAUCAGGUUGUUAGCAUUCAUCUUUGUUAGGUUCUGAACCUAUUCUUCAUAUGCUGUAUGCAUAUCAGUCAGAAGAGCUGUUGCCUGCAGAGACACACCAGGAAGUCUGGUUCCUUGUAGGUAAAACAAUAUAAAAAUAAAGAUGACUUUGGGGAAUUUUGCUUGUUACUUUAAGAAUCAUGUUUAAAAUUGGAAAUAUGUUCAAAAUCUCUUUUAAUAGUACCUCACAAUGAUUUGAAAAAAUCAUUGUGAGGUACAGG
Poecilia reticulata (guppy) is the source of this 2592-nucleotide messenger RNA. NCBI's taxonomy places the organism in Eukaryota, Metazoa, Chordata, Actinopteri, Cyprinodontiformes, Poeciliidae. The record is from RefSeq and is a predicted model, not a curated record.